CGGGAAAGAUGCACUUUAUAAAAGUAAUCGUGGCUCUCAGCCUAGUUCUGGCUGUGGCCUUUGCUGAGAUUCCUCCUUUAAGUACAAAAUUAGAGGGAGAUGAAUUAGUGGCUGCUAAGAAUCUUUUGACCAUAGCACUUAGCAAACUACCUGGUACCAAGUACAAUGUCGUUAAUUGGCUUUCUGCAGAGGCUAGAUCUUAUCAUAAAUAUGUUGUGGACAUUUCCGAUGGUUCAAGUCAAAAUGAGUGCACCUUUGAGAUCUUUCAAAGUUUGCCCAUCAUUGAAAAUGGCAAUCGGAUCAAUAUGCAUUGCCAGGGAGGCUAUGAGCUUGACCAUAUUUGGUAAUUGAUCAGCUCACAAGAUAUGAAAUAUUCUCCAAUUAAUGUUGAUAUAUGAAAAAUAUCUUCUUUGAAAUGCUCAAAUAUAAGCUAACCCAAUUUCUUUUAUUCUCUUAAAGAGAUGCGUUUCUUUUAUAGAACGUACGAAAUCGUUUUUAUAUAUUUAUUUUCCCUUGAAUUCCUGAAUUCCCUUGAAUUCGCACCCUUUGUAUGCAUAUAUGUAUAAAACUUGUGUGUAUAUAUGUAUAUGCAUAUCUUACUUAUAAAGUGGUUACCUCAACGGAACUUUAAUCAGUUUACUCACGAACACUGAGCGAGUGACAUUAUUGACCUGAACGUGUUGAAUUCGUUCCACUUUUAAAACUUAUUUUUAUUACUUUUGAAUUUCACUGUUUUGGUCAUGAGUGAAGUUGAGAAUUGCCUUGGAGGAACCAAAAUGCUGGAGGGCAUGGAGAAGCAGGAGGCUUUGGAUUUACUAAAUACUUGCCUCGACCACUUGGCCAAGGGAGAUGGUCCCAGCUACAAGGUCAUUAAAGUGAUUUCUGUGACGGGUCAGCUGGUGGCUGGUGAUCUCUACAGUUUUAAACUGGAGCUGGACAAUGGAACUGAUAUAAAGCCGUGCUCCGUGAAGAUUUGGUAUCGGUGCUGGCUUAAGGAGAAUGGAAUUAAUAUUAAAAUCAAAUUUGCUGGAGAAGAUGGCGAACUAGAUCGCACUUGGUGAUCAUUCUUUCAUUAUUUUGCUAAUCUUAAAG
This is a messenger RNA of Drosophila serrata, 1092 nucleotides long. RefSeq names its product cystatin-like protein. Lineage: Eukaryota; Metazoa; Arthropoda; Insecta; Diptera; Drosophilidae. The record is from RefSeq and is a predicted model, not a curated record.